This is a messenger RNA of Phascolarctos cinereus (koala), 2148 nucleotides long. NCBI's taxonomy places the organism in Eukaryota, Metazoa, Chordata, Mammalia, Diprotodontia, Phascolarctidae. The record is from RefSeq and is a predicted model, not a curated record.
UAUAUUUAUUGCUGCAGUUUCUUUGCUUUUUAAGAUUUUUUACAUUUUAACAUCAACAAUCAUUAGGGAUAUUGUUCCAUAAUUUUCUGUCUGUUUUAACUGUCCCUGGUUUAUGUAUCAAGACCAUAUUUGAAUCAUAGAAGGAAUUUAGUAGGAGUUCAUCUUUCCUGUUGUUUUUGUGUAGUAUUAGAAUGAAUAUUUCUUUAAACACUUGAUAGAAUUUGUGAAGUGGGCUAUUUUUAAAGGGAUUGCCCCCAAAAAGCACUUUUUCUUUGAAUUAGAAGAGAACAUCUUUUAAGCCAAAGUUUUCUCAGUGAAAUCUUAGAGCAUUAACAAGCAACACUUAGUGCUUGUCAAUAUAUAAUUGUAUUCUCUGAAGAUAUUUCUAAUUUUCUCAAUCAGUAUUUCACCUCGAUUUUGGUAAACUCGUUUUAUCUAAACACAAGCUCUAUAGGCGAGUGCCUCUACUUCCGAAGCCUGGGGUAUGUCAGCAAAGUCUCUGGUUAGGGGGUGCAGGCAGCAAGAGCCGGGGUCUUCCUCGGGCCGGCCGGGCCGCUCCUCCCCGCCCAGCUGCCCGGGCUGGCUGACUCCUCCCCUCGCCUUUGCUGCUGCCAGCUCCGUCUACCAAGAUGGAGGGAGCGCCGCUGUCCGCCCCUCUCCGUCUGCUGCUGCUGCUGCCGCCCUUGCUCCUGGCUCCCGGGCAGUUGUUGGCCGGCGCUGCGGGGCCGCUGCCAGCUGCUUCGUUCACCCAGGACAGUAUCAAAAUUAAUGUGACUACCCUGGAAGAUGAUGGGGAGUUCCAUGAGAAACAGGUUUUUCUUAAUAUUAUUUAUGAGAAUGGGCAGAUAUAUGUAAAUGACUUCUCCCUGAAGAGUGGAGUAACCCGAAUAAGGGGUGAGACCUUCAUAGGUCUUGCAUUUGAGGUUGGACCUUAUGGAGCUACAUCUAAGAUUUGCAUCAACAGUGAGGAUGGGGAUGAAAAGCAUUAUUCCUUUUUGAUAGUGGAAGAUGAACAUUCAGAAAACUUGAAGGUCAAGGGAUAUUUUGGAACUGUCAGUGUACGGAUAUUAGUUCAUCAGUGGCCUCUGGCAUCUAGUUCCAAUGUGCAAAUGAUUGCCAUCCAAGAAGAGGUAGUAGAGAUUGAUGGGAAGCAAGCUCAACAAAAGGAUGUGACUGAAGUUGGUAUUUUAGUUAAGAACCAGAGAAUCCACAGACGUUCAAAUUAUACCAUUCCUUUGGAGGAAAGCAUACUGUAUUCUAUUCCUAGAGACAAUGAUGUUUUAUUUACACUUCCUAAUCUCUCAAGAAAAGAUAGUCCUAGUCCAUUGCAAACAACCAGCCAGUACCUUGUCAGGAAUGUGGAAACGACUAUAAAUGAAGACACAUUGCCUGGCAAGUUACCAGAAACUCCUCUGAGAGCAGAGCCUCCAUCUUCAUAUAAGGUAAUUUGUCAGUUGAUGGAGGAGUUCAGAAAAUAUAUGUGUAAAUUCUGGAUCAAUGUUUUCCCAGUACUUUUUAUGUUUAUGAAUAUCAUAGUGCUUGGAAUCAUAGGAGCAGCUAUAGUAAUAGCCAUCUUAAAGGUGCUUUUCCCUAAUUAUGAAUCCAAGGGAAUUCUUCACUUGGAUAAAGUGGGCUACCAUAGGUACUACCCGAUCGACUUCUUAGAGACUACAGAGAAAUCAAAGGAUAAUCUUGAAGAGAAGAUAUGUAUUUAACACAUCCUUAUGCCAUUUUCCCAUUGUGGAAUUUGCCAUUUGGUUCAUAAUUUCCAGUCAUUUAAUGAAAAAGUAUAAUUCAAAUAAGAAAUAAAAGUAUAUUGAAAGACCGUGCCAUAAACUAAGCUUGGCCUUCUAAGAGAGAUUGAAGAAUGAGGAUAUAACAUUUGAAAUUACCUGACUGGUAAUGUCAUAUGACUUCCUAAAGAAUGGGAGAGUGGUAAAAUUAGCCAAAUUGAAAUAGAAAAAGUGAAGACUUGCAGUACCUAUGUUUGCAUUACCAAAAAGGACUUUAUGCCAAUAAUUCCAGAUGCCUUAUUAUUAAGAAAAUUAUAUCUAAUUUUUUUAUUGUAAUGUAUGAGGUCUUACUUUAAGCACUUUAUGAAAAGCUAAACUUAAGAGAAGCCCCUGAAUUAAACACUUAAAAAAAUUA